Salvelinus fontinalis (brook trout) is the source of this 11530-nucleotide messenger RNA. RefSeq names its product lysine-specific demethylase 2B-like. The coding region runs from base 2948 to 6838 and encodes 1296 amino acids. Gene Ontology annotation, biological process: protein demethylation; regulation of transcription by RNA polymerase II. Gene Ontology annotation, molecular function: protein binding; histone demethylase activity; transcription coregulator activity. The transcript is spliced from 20 exons. Lineage: Eukaryota; Metazoa; Chordata; Actinopteri; Salmoniformes; Salmonidae. The record is from RefSeq and is a predicted model, not a curated record.
CCCUUAAUGGAGGUCUCUGCUGGAGGGGACCUGGCCCAGCCCCACACCGAUCACCUGGGUUGUGUUCAUUAGGCACCAAACGGACUGAAAGGGAUUACCUGGACUUGUCCAAUAAGAAACGCUCGGUUUCCUUUUCUGUUGCAAAGCGUUUUGCUACGGUGUGCCCUAAUGAAAACAUCCCUGGCGACGCCUCAACUCUAAAAGACGACGACAAUGAAGUCGCCUGACCCAAUUGUCUUCUGGAGCAUUACCAAUGGCAUUUUGGGUCAAAGUCUCAAAAACUGUCUACUUUGUGUUAGAUGAUGACAUUUAGCUAGAUAGUCAGCUAGCUAACUACAGCUACUGAAACAGAUUGUCGUUUUGUUAUGUUUUUGGGGAAGAACAUUGUUUGCAUCCAUCAGCUAGCUAGCUAGCUUUUUUUUACGACCAGCACUGUCUAGAGCUUGGGUAAGUGUGUCUGCACCUCGUGCAGCAGCGGCACGGGCGCCAGACACAACUUUACCAGCAUCAUAGCAUACAUAUUGGUGAAUCGUUGUGACAUAUGAAAUACGAGUGAUAGUGUAAUCAAUGUUUAAUAACUACGUCAAAAAUGAAAUGUUAAAUUAUUAUGUGACGUGCAGUCAUAUUCGGGUCCUGAUUGGUCAACAUGCUUAUUUGACACGUCAAAUAGUGUUAUUUGACAUGUAUCUUUUUUGACACUCAAAAGACCCAAACGGCGUUCCAUACUAUACAGUGUUUGUUUACAUUUACAAUGUUUACAAACAUUGGAGAAAACCAAGCUUAUAUUUUUGGUUCUCAUGGAGUGUGACAGUUUAUAAGUUAUAUUAUUUUAUAAGUUACCAUUUAUAUGUUAUAUUCUUCAAGAAUCAAUUGAUAUAUAAUUUAGUCCAAAAAUUGAUGUAGCAACUACAGAUGGACCCUUUUAAGUCUAUCAAAAGUGUGCGAGUUUGAGCAUAUGUCCAUUAGGCCUAUGGAUUUAUUUUAGCAGCAUGAAUUGGAUUUAGCAAUUAAAGCCCUACUUUUAUUCCAUAGGCUUGGAUCCGCACUAUGCAGCUGUUACAAGAGCGCAUUUUUCACUGGCUGUCCACAGGUUUCACAAUGAUUGAUAGGCAGCUUAAACUUCUUGAAUUCAACCAUUAUGGGUUCAGCUACACAUUUUAGAUUUGUGAACAGCCAUCCACAACAACCACAAUCUGUAAGGCGCAAAUAGCUAAAUGAGAAAGCAGCAGUGUGAUUCACAUCAAUGCGCUAUGUAGAUAUCAAUAAUAAGUGAUAACCGUAUCACCGUAGACUACACCACUGCUGUCAUCCUUACUUACAAGCGUUUAUUCAAAUUGGUUAAUCUUUGGAUGACGACAGCAGUCUCACUAUUGGAAGACAUAGCUUGGACUGUAGCCUACAAAAUCCUAUUCUUGCUCUUUUCCCGCGAUUGAUCAAACUAAUUUGGUGUGUCAUCAUAGUGGUCUCUGAUUUGUGGUCAGACUCGCUCAGGUGGAACAAACUUAAACGUUCGAAUUUUUUCAAUGCUGAUUUGAAUGUCAUUGAGAAAACAGAAGUGUCCGAUUUUUUUUCUCGCAAACAUCCUUUCUGAAUGUAAAAGUAAUCCUCGAAGUAAUCAUCACAUUUUUCAAAAGUAUCCAAUCUGAUUACAAUAUUUUUGCUGAUAAUGUAAAAUGCUGUUUAUUCAGUCUAUGGAGAUGAAUACACAGGGGAUUAGUUGGAGAGCAAGAAGCAUGGUACUACUGUUGCAUGACAUAGCCUACAUUUUGCACACAUAAUUUAUUUUGAGGUAUUAGGCCUAGGUUUAAAGGCGUUGCAUGGUUAACCCCUCCAUCUGCAUUGGCCGUGCAGCAUUUAGGGUGAUAUGGCCUCUGUAGGGCAUUCACACUUCUUGCGCUUCACGGAACAGUGCAGAGCUGUUGUGAAGGAAGUGAGUUUGUGUUUAUACUAGACCUCCCGCCCCCACUUACCAUCAACCAAUCAUGUCAAUGCGGAGCCCUCUGCAUUGUUAAAACAUUUUCGUUAUGCAUGGCGAUGCGGUACAGAGCUCAAUUUGGCAACUGUAUGUCUCAAGAGGUUUGGCAAUGGCGUCACACCAUCCAUUCCGCGCCUCCGACCACCUUUCGGAUCAAGCAUAAAUUCUCUUUUACUGCGUCACCAUUUAGACCCAUGGGCCGUGACUGGUUCUCUCCAUUAAAAAAAAAGAAUCUUUCAACAGGUAAUAAGGAUGUAGCUAUAGGACCUACACUUUUUUCCUUUCCUACUAUACUGUAUCUGAGGGAGAAUGGCUGAAGACAACCAUCACGGAGAGGGCAUGUUUCGUCUAGGUAGAGGAAUAUUACCUUACAUGGAAGUCUCAUGACUGUCACCACGGGUGCGUUCAAGACAAAGUUGAUUUCCAGUGUGUAAAUGGAGAGGUGAGGUAGAUUAAGUAAUUGUAGCCUACAUUUGCAUGCAUCUUUAUUAGUGUAGAUGAGCUGUCCCCAACUUUGACAAUUUGUCUGUAAUUCAAUGAAACACUGAAAUAACGAAAUAUUGCACACAAGUCUGUUACUACUGUGGAAACAGCGAUUAGUUCAUAAAAAAUUGAUUUGGUGAAACAAAGUGAAUGAAUUCAGUUUGGAUUUGUAUGGAUUUGUGUGUAAACUAUAACAGUAUGUCAGGUUUUGAGAUUGGCUUCAACAAAAAUUAGUGAAUCAAGAAAAAAACGGUAUGAAGGCAACUGGAAGUAUGGGCAUGGGAAGUUAUUUUACCUGGACAAAGGUCAGCUUUAUGAGGGCUUCUGGGUGGACGGAGUGGCCAAAUGUGGAACAGUGUCGGACUUUGGAAGAGAAGAGGCAACAACGACAAUAUACACAACUCCUAAGAUUUCACUUAUGAGUAUGUUCAAAGAGAAGCACUUCAGACCCCUCUUAUUUUCAAAGCCAAAGAUGGACUGGGGCUCAGAAUGCCAGACCCGGAGUUCACCGUCAGUGAGAUUAAGGGUUUGGUUGGUAGCCGUCGUGCCGUUGAUGUGAUGGACGUAAGCACUCAGAAAGGCUCUGAGAUGAGCAUGGCCCAGUUUGUCCGCUACUAUGAGACGCCUGAGGAGGAGCGGGACAAACUCUUUAAUGUUAUCAGCCUGGAGUUCAGUCACACCAAACUGGAGAACCUCGUCAAGAGGCCCACUGUGGUGGAUCUAGUGGACUGGGUGGACAACAUGUGGCCCCUUAAACUGAAACAAAGACAAACUGAAGCCACUAAUGUCAUCUCAGAGAUGAAGUACCCCAAAGUACAGAAGUACUGUUUGAUGAGCGUGAAGGGCUGCUAUACUGACUUCCACAUUGAUUUCGGGGGCACGUCUGUGUGGUAUCACGUUUUCAAGGGAGGAAAGGUGUUCUGGCUGGUGCCUCCGACACCUCAUAACCUUGCCCUGUAUGAGGACUGGGUUCUGUCAGGCAAGCAGAGUGACGUCUUCCUUGGAGAUCGUGCAGAUGGCUGCCAGAGAGUUGAGCUAAAACAGGGUUACACCUUCUUCAUCCCCUCCGGCUGGAUUCAUGCAGUCUACACCCCCGAGGACACACUGGUGUUCGGUGGCAACAUUCUGCACAGCUUUAACAUUCCCAUGCAACUCUCAAUCUAUGAGAUAGAGAACAGGACUAAGGUUCAUUCCAAGUUCCGCUACCCGUUCUACAAUGAGAUGUGCUGGUAUGUCCUGGAGAGGUACGUGCACUGCCUGACCAAGCGCUCCUAUCUUGCUCCGGAGUUUCACAGAGAGCCUCUGCUAAUCGAUUUGGAGACGAAGCUGAGCACUGAGAGCCCCUCUGACUCGCCAAGUCAGGACAUGGACGAGGAGGACUCCUGCGAGACGCAGCAGGAACGAGAAGAACGGAGUGACAGGUCAGCAUUUGAUGACCCCUGCUCUCCUGAUAACAGGAAGGGUAAACCCAGCGCCCCUCAGCCUCUCAAAGCUGCCUUGGACGAUAGCUGCAUCCCCACAUCCAUCCAGCCUCCAGAGUUCCCCAAAACCCCCUCUGGUUCGCCAGGCUCAGAGUCUCAGAGUAAAUGGACUCAUUUGACUGAGUUUGAACUGAAGGGCCUUAAGGCCCUGGUGGAGAAGUUGGAAGCACUCCCCGAAAAUAAGAAAUGUGUCCCAGAUGGCAUGGAGGACCCCCAGGCCCUGCUGGAUGACAUGAAGGUUGUCUUGAAGGAACAUGAAGAUGAUGAUCCCAAAAUGGCUGCCACUGGUGUACCUGUGGUGUUCUGGCCCAAGAAGUCUGCCAAGCAGCAGAGACCUCCCAACAGGCCCAAACCCAAAAUGGCGGCCUCGUCUCCUGCGCCUGCGGUCAAGCUGUCGGCCAGCCGGAGCACGUCUGGGGCCCGGAGAAGGAGGACGCGAUGUCGGAAGUGUGAGGCGUGCCUGAGGACAGAGUGUGGAGAAUGCCACUUCUGUAAAGACAUGAAGAAGUUUGGCGGGCCGGGUCGCAUGAAACAGUCCUGCAUCAUGAGGCAGUGUAUCGCGCCUGUCCUGCCACACACUGCGGUGUGUCUGGUGUGUGGGGAGGCAGGGAAGGAGGACACAGUGGAGGAAGAGGAGGACAAAUUUAACCUCAUGCUCAUGGAGUGCUCCAUCUGCAAUGAGAUAGUCCAUCCACUCUGCCUCAAGGUGAAGAAUUCUGGUGGAGUUGUAAAUGAAGAGUUGCCAAACUGCUGGGAGUGUCCAAAAUGCAACCAUGCAGGGAAGACCGGGAAAGCUGUCAAGCAAAAAAGAGGACCAGGAUUCAAGUACGCGUCCAACCUUCCCGGGUCGCUGCUGAAGGACUCGCGAUUGAACCGUGACGUUAAGGAAGAGUCCGACCUGCCCAGUGUGCCAACAUCACCCACUGCAGUGAAGAGGAAGGUAGAGCGUGAUGACACCCCCAAGAGGAAAGCAGAGGAAUAUCCUCCUCUGAAGAAACGUUCUCCCAUGUUGUCUCUGGGCGGGCUACCUCAUCCCCGACCCAGGCCUGAGGACAACCCUCUGAGGAAGAAGAGGAAGCUGUUCGACAUCAAAGAUGAGGACGAGCCUCCUGUUGUCAAGAAAAAGAAGAAGCCCCCAAAACCCGAUGACACCUUCACCUCCAAGCUGUUACAGCCCAUCAAGCAAGAGAAAGUUGAUGAGGACGAAGACCAUGAAGAUGACAGAUACACAGGGGACAGGGUUGCAGCUAAAGGGAAAAGAGAAGAGGAUGAAGAUGAGGAGGAAGAAGAGGAGAAAGAUGGUGUAGAGGACAGUAAAGACGGUAAAGUAAAGACUAUGCUGAGUCCACUGUUACGGACGUCUGCAGCCAGAGAGAGUGACCAGUCCUGCUCCAGCUCUCCCCGGGCAGGGCCCAGCAGUGAGGGGGGCGAUGCCCCAGAGAAGACACUUGGCCAGCUGAAGGCACACCAGCGACGCCGCCUACCCAACAAAGAGCUGAGCAAGGAGCUGAGCAAAGAGCUCAACCUGGAGAUCCAGAAGACCGAGGACUGCUUGGCCAAUCAGAACCGCAGACCACUGAAGGGGGAGAACAGCCCAACCAAUAACAACCGUCGACCACUGAAGACUGAGGACUCUAUCAAUCAGAACCGCAGACCACUAAAAACAGAGGACUCCCCCACCAAUCAUAACCGCAGGCCAAUUAAGACUGAGGAUGGCCUAUCCAAUCACAACCGUCGACCAUUGAAGACCGAGGACAGCUUGGCCAAUCAGAACCACAGGCCAAUGAAGACAGAGCCUGAGAGUGACGGGGAGGAGCAUAAGCCCAAGCGGCCACUCGACAACGGCAGCAGUGACCUCGGAGACUGGCUCCACCCCAGGGGGCGGGAGGUGAACGGGACGCCCCGCCAGCUCUCGCCCCUGGGGUGGAACCGCAGCUCUCCGAUCACACCUAUUUGCCCACGCCCCCCUCCCUGCCACUCACCGUCCAAGUGUGUACAGAUGGAGCGUCACGUGAUCCGGCCGCCUCCCAUCAGCCCCCCGCCAGACAGACUUCCCCUGGAUGACGGACAGGCCCACGUGAUGCGCAGGGAGGUGUGGAUGGUCGUGUUCGGCCACCUCGCACACAGAGACCUGUGUGUCUGCAUGCGCGUCUGCAAGACCUGGAACAGAUGGUGCUGUGAUAAGAGACUGUGGACGCAGAUCGAUCUGAACCGCUGUAAGUCCAUCACUCCCCUCAUGCUGAGUGGCAUCAUCCGCAGACAGCCUGUGGCUCUGGACCUCAGCUGGACCAACAUCUCCAAGAAGCAGCUCAGCUGGCUCAUCAACAGACUGCCAGGUCUGCGGAUGCUGCUGCUCUCAGGCUGCUCCUGGGUGGCUGUGUCUGCCCUCUGCACCGCCAGCUGCCCACUGCUGCGGACCCUGGACGUCCAGUGGGUAGAGGGUCUCAAAGACGCCCAGAUGAGGGAUCUGCUCUCACCCCCCACAGACAACAGACCAGGUCAGCUGGACAACAGGAGUAAGCUGCGAAAUGUGGUGGACCUGCGUCUGGCCGGGCUGGACAUCACGGACACCUCUCUGCGCCUCCUCAUCCGCUACAUGCCCCAGCUGACCAGACUGGACCUGAGCUACUGCAACCAUGUUACUGACCAGUCAGUCAACAUCCUGACUGCUGCAGGGACCACCACCAGAGACUCGCUCACUGACAUCAACCUCUCCGUGUGCAACAGAAUCACGGACCAGUCCCUGACCUACUUCAAGCGCUGUGGAAGCAUCUGUCAUAUUGACUUGCGAUACUGCAAGCAGGUGACCAAAGAGGGCUGCGAGCAAUUCAUUGCUGAGAUGUCAGUGAGUGUACAGUUUGAACUAGUAGAGGAGAAACUACUGCUGAAACUCAGCUAGUGGACAAACAGCAGGUUGACGAAGACUGUACUGUAUGCACUGGCUAGCUAGGACACUCGUUAGAAUAAGGAACUGGCAAGGGUGAUGUUAUCACCAUGGAGACGGUGUUGUACUUCACGCAUCUCUGUGCAAAAAACAACUCACAUCGGAAAUGGCAUAAGACAUUUUAAUAGUGACUGUUGCCCUGAUACUCAUUGAAUGGCUAUUGUGCUGCUGAAGAAAGAAUGUUUUCCAGAACAGGAUGUUCAACAUGAAAGGCAGGACACCUGGCUGUCCUGGAAAUUUGACAGCGCAUGUUUUUUUUUUUUCUUUGUUUGUCUUUGCUAAGAUAUUGAAGUAUUUAAUUUUUUCUUUCUGCAAGUGAACUCUAUAAAUACAUACAUACAUAUAUACAGUUGAAGUCGGAAGUUUACAUACACCUUAGCCAAAUACAUUUAAACUCAGUUUUUCACAAUUCCUGACAUUUAAUCCUAGUAAUAAUUCCCUGUCUUAGGUCAGUUAGGAUCACCACUUUAUUUUAAGAAUGUGAAAUGUCAGAAUAAUAGUAGAGAGAAUUAUUUAUUUCAGCUUUUAUUUCUUUCAUCACAUUCCCAGUGGGUCAGAAGUUUACAUACACUCAAUUAGUAUUUGGUAGCUUUGCCUUUAAACUGUUUAACUUUGGUCAAAUGUUUUGGGUAGCCAUCCACAAGCUUCCCACAAUAAGUUGGGAGAAUUUUGUCCCAUUCCUCCUGACAGAGCUGGUGUAACUGAGUCAGGUUUGUAGGCCUCCUUGCUCGCAGACGCUUUUUCAGUUCUGCCCACAAAUUUUCUAUAGGAUUGAGGUCAGGACUUUGCGAUGGCCACUCCAAUACCUUGACUUUGUUGUCCUUAAGCCAUUUUGCCACAACUUUGGAAGUAUACUUGGGGUCAUUGUCCAUUUGGAAGACGCAUUUGCGACCAAGCUUUAACUUCCUGACUGAUGUCUUGAGAUGUUGCUUCAAUAUAUCCACAUAAUUUCCCUUCCUCAUGAUGCCAUCUAUUUUGCGAAGUGCACCAGUCCCUCCUGCAGCAAAACACCCCCACAACAUGAUGCUGCCACCCUUGUGGUUCACGGUUGGGAUGGUGUUCUUCGGUUUGCAAGCCUCCCCCUUUUUCUUCCAAACUAAAGAUGGUCAUUAUGGCCAUUCGGUUCUAUUUUUGUUUCAUCAGACCAGAGGACAUUUCUCCAAAAAGUACGAUCUUUGUCUCCAUGUGCAGUUGCAAACCGUAGUCUGGCUUUUUUAUGGCGGUUUUGGAGCAGUGGCUUCUUCCUUGCUGAGCGGCCUUUCAGGUUAUGUCGAUAUAGGACUCGUUUUACUGUGGAUAUAGAUACUUUUGUACCUGUUUCCUCCAGUAUCUUCACAAGGUCCUUUGCUGUUGUUCUGAAAUUGAUUUGCACUUUUCGCACCAAAGUACGUUAAUCUCUAGGAGACAGAACGCGUCUCCUUCCUGAGCGGUAUGCCGGCUGCGUGGUCCCAUGGUGUUUAUACUUACAUACUAUUGUUUGUACAGAUGAACGUGGUACCUAAGUGUAUGUAAACCUCCGACUUCAACUAUAUAAAAUCAUUUUGGAAUUAUGUUAGCACAGCUGAAAACUGUUGUGCUGAUUUAAAGAAGCAAUACAACUGGCCUUCUUUAGGCUAGUUGAGUAUCUGGAGCAUCAGCAUUUGUGGGUUCGAAUAUACAGGCUCAAAAUGGCCAGAAACCAAGUACUUUCUUCUGAAACUCGUCAGUCUAUUCUUGUUCUGAGAAAUGAAGGCUAUUCCAUGCGAGAAAUUGAAAAGAAACUGAAAAUCUUGUAUAACGCUGUGUACUACUCCCUUCACAGAACAGAGCAAACUGGCACUAACCAGAAUAGAGAGGAGUGGGAGGCCCCGGCGCACAACUGAGCAAGAGGACAAGUACAUUAGAGUGUCUAGGUUGAGAAACAGAUGCCUCACAAGUCCUCAACUGGCAGCUUCAUUAAAUUGUACCCGCAAAACACCAGUCUCAACGUCAACAGUGAAGAGGCGACUCCAGGAUGCUGGCCUUCUAGGCAGAGCGGCAAAGAAAAAGCCAUAUCUCAGACUGGCCAAUAAAAAUAAAAGGUUAAGAUGGGCAACAGAUCACAGACACAAGACAGAGGAACUCUGCCUAGAAGACCAGCAUCCCGGAGUCGCCUCUUCACUGUUGCCGUUGAGACUGGUGUUUUAAAAAAACAAGGACAUUUUUAAGUGACCCCAAACUUUUGAACGGUAGUGUAUGUAUGUACACACACACACACACACACACACACACACACACUGAGUGAAAAAAACAUUAGGAACACCUUCCUAAUAUGGAGUUGCACCCUUUUGCCCUCAACAGCCUCAUUACGUUGGGGACUCUACAAGGUGUCAAGUUUUCUCCAAUGCUUCCUACAGUUCUGUCAAGUUGGCUGGAUGUCCUUUGGGUGGUGGACCAUUCUUGAUACACACGGGAAACUGUUGCGUGUGAAAAACCCAGCAGCAUUGCAGUUCUUGACUCACUCAAACUGGUGUGCCUGGCUCCUACUACAAUAACCUUUUGAAAGGCACUUAAAUCUUUUGUCUUCCCGUUCCCCGUCUGAAUGGCACACGUACACAAUCCAUGCCACAAUUGUUGCAAGGCUUAGAAAUCAUUCUUUAACGGGUCUCCUCCCCUUCAUCUACACUGAUUUGAAGUGGAUUUAACAUCACAUUAAUAAGGUACCAUAGCUUUCACCGGGAUUCACCUGGUCAGUCUGUCAUUGAAAGAGCAGGUGUUCUCUUUCUAUGAGGAAUGAUUGUUUUGGGUUAAAAACCACUCCAGGCCACUCUUGAACAUCUAAAACUAUAUAGAUAUUAUAAUGGGCCGAUAUAUUUUCAAAUAACUGCCUUUUUUUCCUGACCUGCAAAUUUGCUUUUGACGAACAAACAUAUCAGUCCGAAAAUAAAUCUGUGCGGCUCAACGUUUAAUUUUGAAAAGCUGAUGUGGCCCUCGAGCCAAAAUGAUUGGCCAGCCCUGGUGUACACAAUGGUCAUGUUUUUCUAAUUCUUUUCAUUAUUUUAUUUUGUUGCAAUGCACCGUUUCUACAUUAUACAGAACAAUGUUUUUUUAUCAGAAAGUGUUUCAUACUUUUGUGCAGUACUGAAUUCACUGAUUUACAUGUACCAUUUUGAUUGAAUAGUGUCAAUCUGCCUCAGUUUGUUUUUUAUUAUUUAGACUCAAACCUUCUCUGAAGAUUUAUGCCAAUAGAGCAUUAGCUUGUUUUCUGUGCAGGUGUUUUAUAUUGUAUUUAUUUAAUUGCUGCUAUUUCAUUUUGAUAUGUGUAUUUGUCUGUACACAGGUACUUUCUCCUUUCCAUAGAACAGUUGUUUUACUCCACUUCAAUUUCUAAAUAUUUGACUCCACUUCAAUUUCUAAAUAUCUAUAAAAAUCGAUUUCCACUUUGACAAUUUUUUAAAUAUUACUGUACUUUCCCAGGUUUAUCAAGCCAGUGUGAGUUGGCACCAGUGACCGUUUGCUAGAGGAAGCAUCAUGAGACUGAUUUAAAGUCUACGACUUGCAUACCAAGAUUCUGUCAAUCAGUCUCCAUAUACUAGGCUGGUGACAUUACCAUACUGUUUUUAAUUGUAUUUAUUUUUAAAAAGGGAUUCUCACACCUAUAGAUGCAGGUUUUAAAGACAUGCUCCUGAACUUUGCCGACUAGUGAGUCUUUUUUAAACCUCCCACUUUCGACUGAAUGUGUCAAUGCCGUUCAUACAUGCAUAAUCUAUGAACAGAAUUACUGUUCCACGAAAUCGCUAGUUUUAAAGCGACUGUUAACUGGAAACUGUAGGCUCUGCCAUUUUCCCCCACGUGGGCUAGCCCCCUAGCAAUUUGAGCUUCAGCCCCUCGCAAUCAAAUUGUAUUUGUCACGUGCGCCGAAUACAAUGGUUGUAGACUUAACCGUGAAAUGCUUGAGCGACAGCUAGCAAGAUGCACACAUAAUAGAGCGAGAGAGAGAGCAAUGAUGUGGUGCACAUAUCUGAUGUGGUAUGCAGUUUUCGGGGACCAGUUUUAUCUUCUGAGCGCUACUUUCAGAACUACUGGCUAAAAAGUAUACAAAAGUACUGGAGAAUCUCUUUAACCAGACACAGUAUAGUAUGUGUAUAAUAAUAACCUGCAUACACAAGUAAAGCCACUACUUACUACUGGUGUAAUAUAAGUAAAGCCACUACUUACUACUGGUGUAAUAUAAGGAAUGUAGUUAGUUACCUGUCAGACACUGACCGUACAGUUCCCCAGUUUGUAUUUAACGCGUGUUAAUUACAGGAAAUAACAAAAGUAUGGCUACUGGGGGGUCCUAAUGUGUAUAUACAUAUACUUCUUUUGUAUGAGGACAGGUCUAUCUACCAACCAUGUCUUCCCUGUGCAGUUGGGAAAUAUUUUAGUACUAGUAUGUCAUUGGUUCAACUGUAUAUACUGUAUAGAGAACUGUUUGUGACUUGAGUUACUAAAAAUUAAUUCUAAAUACUGAACUCUCUAUUUUUGGUCAUGUUUCCACGAUUGUCUUAAUUUAUCUUUUUGGUCAUGUUUAUAAGCAUUGUGUGCAAUAUGUAAACAAAACAUUUGUGAAAUAUGUUUAAAGUAUGUCAUAUCUUGGAAUAUCUAUUAACGGUUUUUACAUUCUGAAAUAAAGACCUUAAACAUCAA